AUGAGUAGUAGCACAGCGCCUACGCGGCACAAGAUUGUAGUAUGCGCCGGGGACUACUGUGGACCUGAGGUGGUUGCUGAAGCAAUCAAGGUCCUCCUGGAAGUCGAACGACAGUCUCCGCAGAUUAUCCUCAAUCUUGUUCACCACCCGAUUGGCGGAGCAGCGUGGAACGAGCACGGCGAGAAUAUUUCUGAAGCGGCACUCGAAGAGUGUGCUUCGGCAUCGGCCGUGCUCGUUGGAGCAGUUGGAGGCCCAGAGUGGCGUGAUGUUGUGCCUGGAGUAGAAUGGGGUCUGGGACGCCUUCGCAAGAGACUUGGUGCAUUUGGCAAUAUCCGACCCGUCCGGACUACUCCUUCAUUGCUUGACCAUUCUGCGCUCAAUGCAGAGAUUUGCACCGGCACCGAUAUCACAAUACUACGCGAACUCACCGGAGGAAUCUACUUUGGGGCUCGGCACGAGUCCGACCAGUAUGCUACUGACACCGACGUCUAUACACGAGCUGAAAUACAGAGAGCAACGAGACUUGCAGGAAUACUCGCUAGUCGAAGCGAUCCUCCACAACGCAUAACAAGUGUCGACAAAGCAGCCGUCUUAGCAGCUUGCGGACGACUAUGGCGAAGUGUAGUCGACCAGACUAUAGCCAUGGAGUUUCCCAACGUGUCAUUGCAGCACGUUUUGGUGAAUAGCGCAGCAAUGGAUCUGAUCAGCAGUCCCAGAAAGCUCAACGGCAUUCUGCUCACUAGCAAUAUGUUUGGCGACAUCUUAAGUGACGAGGCUGGUGCUAUCGUCGGCAGUAUUGGACUACUUCCCAGCGCGAGCCUGUCGGAUCUUCCCACCGCAACAAAUCCAACGGUUCAAGGCCUAUACGAGCCAGUACAUGGCUCUGCCCCUGAUCUUUGCGGUUCAGCCACGGUCAACCCCAUCGGUGCUAUUUUGUCGGUGGCGAUGAUGUGCAGAUACUCGUUAGGACUGGAACGUGCAGCCCAAGCGAUCGAGGACAGUGUCGAAAGCGUGUUGCAGGCUGGAAUCAUCACGCCGGAUCUGGGAGGAUGUUACUCGACUUCUGAUGUAGGCGACGCUGUACUUGCGAGACUGCACAGCCAUUCCAAGACCGCCUGCGCGGACGAGAUCUCGCUCGAUAUCACCCAGCGCGAAGUCCCACGAUUGGUGACCUACUUCAACCACGCAGCGCUCCAUGUCAACGAUGAUCUGCUGUCCAUGUACUGCUGCAGUGGAAAAGUCUUCUGCAUCAAUGCUGAUGGCAAGCAUGCCGAUAUUGGGCAUGUUCCGCGAGAAGAUGUACGAGAAUGA
This is a messenger RNA of Sphaerulina musiva SO2202, 1311 nucleotides long. Its product is annotated as 3-isopropylmalate dehydrogenase-like protein. Lineage: Eukaryota; Fungi; Ascomycota; Dothideomycetes; Mycosphaerellales; Mycosphaerellaceae. Gene Ontology annotation, biological process: L-leucine biosynthetic process. The coding region runs from base 1 to 1311 and encodes 436 amino acids. The transcript is spliced from 7 exons. Gene Ontology annotation, cellular component: cytosol. Gene Ontology annotation, molecular function: magnesium ion binding; 3-isopropylmalate dehydrogenase activity; NAD binding. The record is from RefSeq and is a predicted model, not a curated record.